This is a messenger RNA of Tetrahymena thermophila SB210, 1728 nucleotides long. RefSeq names its product transmembrane protein, putative. The record is from RefSeq and is a predicted model, not a curated record. NCBI's taxonomy places the organism in Eukaryota, Ciliophora, Oligohymenophorea, Hymenostomatida, Tetrahymenidae. The transcript has 9 exons.
AUGAGAAAAAGUUUUAAACUUCUAUAGAUAUUAGUAACUUUAGCAUCUUUAUAUUCAAGAUCUAGUUGUUUUAGUGAAGAUGCUUAGCUUAGCGAUUUGUUGAUGUAAAUAAAUAGUUUUGAUUCAUAAAUAUAGCAAGUAGAAAAAGAAAUAAAGCUAGUAGAAAUCGAAAGGUUAGAUAAAAUGGGCUUCUUUUAGCAAGGAAAGAAGAGUUAAGUAGAAGAAGAGUAUUCAUUGCGAAAUAAAUUACCAUUAGAAUAUGUAGAAAAUUAUAAAAUAUUUAGGAAUGGAGCUAAAAAAAAAUUUACUUUAAAGAUAGAUCACAAAGUUAGAAAUAUUGAAUUCAUUCAGUUUAAAUAAAAUAGAGUAAAUAACUUAAACCAAGGAAGCACGGUUUAUGAUUUUUCAGAACAAUAUAUUAUGAUAGUUAUUACUCAAAACAAUUAUAUACUUCUUUUAGAUAGUACUGGUAGAAUUAUGCAUGAAUAUUAUGCAGGUCACAAUGUAUUUAAAUAUGCUAUACUUACUUCAAAUGAAGAAAAUGUUAUUUACACUUUAGGAGAUGAUUUUAGCAUCAAAUCUCAUUUAAUAAGACCAUUAAAGAAGCAAGAUAUAGAAUGGAUUUAAAAACCUGAUAAUACUACUUAAAGUUCAAUAAUAAGAAUUAAAUCUUCAAAGGAAAUCAAAAUAAUAGAGAAAUCUUCGAAUUCUACUAAGCCAAAUGAUAAGAAAAAAAAUUUGAAUCUUCUAAUUGAGUAUGAAAGCGAAUUUAGCAUACAAUAAAAAAAUUAAACUUAAAAUAUUGAUUUAUAUACCGCAUUUGAAGUAUUUACAUCUAAGCAGAAUAAAUAUAUUUUAUUAGGAGAUUAGACUGGCCAUAUUCAUGUUUACUUUAAAAAUGGCACUAAAUUUGGAAAAAGUGCACUUAGCAGACACCCAAUACUAUAGAUACUAAAACAUUACCCAUAUCCCCUUUAUGCAACAAAAAAUUAAAUUGGAUUCUUCAACUAUGGAAACCUAUUAACUGCUUACCCUCAAUGUGACUUAGCCUAUGAUGACAUUCUUUAUGUUGCUAUUGAUGGACAGCACAGUUAAAAUAUACUUGCUUUGUAAAAAAAUAUGGACAUUCUUAUUUAUGACAUGAAAUCUCAAAAGAGCUCAUGCUCAGUUUUAAUGAAAAUAAACUCUGGUGAUAUAGAUGAAAUAGAUAAAAAAGAUCCCAAAAAAGUCUCGAUUCAACAAAUUCAUAACUUUAUAAUAUUUUAAUCUCAUGAUUCGCCUAUUGCAAAAGUAUUAAAUAUCACAAAUUAUAAAUCUAAGAAUGCUGAUAUGAUGCUAGACGUAGGAUUCUAUUUAUCAGGUUUAGGACCAUCGUAAUAUUAGUUUGAUUACAUAGACGAAACGAGCUAUUUCUAAUAUCAAUCUCAUAAGCAUAGCAGCAAUAAUGGGUUGAUAGCUUAUUUUGAGCAUUUAAACACCCCUUCAAAUUCUUCUGAAAUAACUCUUUUUACAAUUUAUACUCCAAGUCCAUCAUGGAAUUUUACUGAAAACUUUAAAAUGCCUGUCAUAGCUAUCAUUCUUAUAGUCUUCUUUUUUGUUUCUUAUUGCAGAAAGAAAAAGAAAACAACUCUUGAUGAAGCAUCAAUGGCUAAUAUUGAUAAUUUGAUUAAAGAUAUCUAAUCUGGCAAAAAGACAAUUCCAAACUAUAAAAAGGAAAAAGAUGAUUGA